GAGCUUAUGCAGCGCUAGCUGCCGGCGCCGCCUUUUCACCGGCCCUGCGGAGCGAAGCUGCCAGGACCGCCGCCGCGAAGAGCCACAGCACUGCUCCAAGGAGCAGCCCCCAAAGAACGCCACCAAACGCCGUCGGGGCAGCCUUAGGGCAGCCUUAACCCCAAAAUGGCCCACGCCCGUCGCCGCCUCCAGGGCGGCCCCGUCUCGGAGACCUGCGUCCGCGACGCCGCCGAGGACUUGAACCAAUAUGGCGAGAAGGUCGGCGUGAACCAAUUGCUGGGCGAAUAUGCGAUACGCAUACUGCGAGAUAAACCUCCCGAUCCCGUGAGCUACCUCAUAGAAGAGAUUUCCAAAAGACCCUUCCUCGUGAAGAAUUUAGCUGGGCGGAACGCCUUCUACCGGGACCCUCGGAAAGAUACGGCGGAGCAGCGAGCGCGGUUUUCUGCAUCUGCGGCGGCGUUCUUUGCCUCGCAAGAAUGCCAGCGGAUCUGCUCCCAAAAAGCGAAAGAGGCCCAGGACUGGCAGGCGCCCUCGACGCUACUCCAUGGCGCGCCCGUCGCGCAGAACAUCGCUAAUACCUCAAGUGGGCCUCGUUUGCUAGGUCCCGGCGAGCAGUCGGUAGACGAAGGCCCUGCUUACGCUAGGCAAUCAGGAGCCUACUCCGUCGACUUCGUCGCUGCUCUCGUGAGCGCUUCUUUAUGCUCUUCUCAGGGCGACGCUGAUAGAUUUGACAGUGGCGUGCUCGGCACUCAUCUGUUGCGGGGCUAUCUGUGCGGCCUGACGCCCGUCGCGGCGCCGUCGCGGGAGGACCCGUAUCCGAAAGCGCCGAGACCGGCGGCGCUCACGCCUCCCUUGGGGGGCGAGCCUCUGUUCGCCGAGGAUUCGCAAGUGGACGCGACGACGACCGCAAGGACGGAAACGGCGACGGCGAACGCCGUCAACGAUGAGGUGGUGGAGAAGAUCAAGGAGCGGUUCGAAGAUGAAGUUGUGGCCAGUGGAAAAGUUCAUGGGCGCUACCACGUCGCGCUCGCCUCGGGAAAAGUGAUCGAAGCCUGGCCGGCCCCCGAGACGCAGGGGUUGGCUGGCUUGGAGCGGGUCUAUCGAGCUCUAGAUGCGCCUCCCCUCGUCCCUCUCGAUGGACUGGUAGCGCAGGAAUGUGAACCGUGUUGCCGGUGGGAUGGAGUGGCCUCAUCGAAUGAAGAGGCGGAGCGCAUCGCGUUGUGGCUGGGCGCCUCAUUGGGCGUGCUCCACGCGGGCUCCGCCGGCCACCUGCCCGAGCUGCGCAAGCACGCCGAGUCGACUUAUAGACAGCACGCGGCCGUCGCGGGCGACGUCGAGUCGUUGGUGCGGACGGCCUGGGCGAACUACGCGAAGCAGGUCGAGGGGCUUGCGUCUAAGUAGCUUGAGUCUG
This is a messenger RNA of Pelagomonas calceolata, 1411 nucleotides long. Lineage: Eukaryota; Pelagophyceae; Pelagomonadales; Pelagomonadaceae. The record is from the annotation of a GenBank genome assembly.